AUGAGACUGUGUAACCUUAAGAAAGAUGCAAAGACGAACAUCCAUGCUAUUAUUGACAAGUUAGCAGAGAGAGGUCUUCGUUCUCUUGCUGUUUCUAGACAAUUGGGAGGGUCAAACUUUUGCAUUCUUCGGGAUGACAAGCAGUUCUUUGUUGACCAUCCUGGUGCUGUGCCCAUUACCACUGCUCAGGGAGAAGAGCUUAGGAAGCUGAUCAAUGCACCUGCUUAUAUUGAAUGCAGUUCUAAAUCACAGCAGAAUGUGAAAGCAGUCUUUGAUGCAGCCAUAAGAGUUGUCCUUCAACCACCAAAGCAAAAGAAAAAGAAGAGUAAAGCACAAAAGGCAUGUUCGAUAUUGUGA
This is a messenger RNA of Vicia faba (fava bean), 357 nucleotides long. NCBI's taxonomy places the organism in Eukaryota, Viridiplantae, Streptophyta, Magnoliopsida, Fabales, Fabaceae. The record is from the annotation of a GenBank genome assembly.